This is a messenger RNA of Podospora anserina S mat+, 1734 nucleotides long. RefSeq lists its product as uncharacterized. The transcript is spliced from 3 exons. Gene Ontology annotation, biological process: prolyl-tRNA aminoacylation. Gene Ontology annotation, cellular component: mitochondrion; cytoplasm. NCBI's taxonomy places the organism in Eukaryota, Fungi, Ascomycota, Sordariomycetes, Sordariales, Podosporaceae. Bases 1 to 1734 code for a protein of 577 amino acids. Gene Ontology annotation, molecular function: proline-tRNA ligase activity; ATP binding. The record is from RefSeq and is a predicted model, not a curated record.
AUGAUCCCGCCCGCGCUCGCCCGCCUCUCGCGGGUAUGGUUUCCCACCAAAAAAAGACCAGCAUCGGGAGUAGAAAAUGGGCAUGCGAAGCUGAUCCGUGCUGGGUUUUUGCGCCCUUCUCACGCCGGUAUCUUCCACAUGCUUCCUCUGGGGAGGCGCGUGCAGACCAAGCUCGAGGAGCUGGUGGCCAGACAUAUGGAGCAUAUGUUGGCUGCCUCGAGGGUCUCGUUGUCGGCUGUAUCAAGCCAGUCUCUCUGGGACAAGAGUGGGAGGCUUGAGAAUACCGCGUCCGAGCUCUUCAAGUUCUCUGACCGUAAAAACGUUGGCUACCUUCUGGCCCCAACACAUGAAGAGGAAAUUACCGCUCUGGUGGCCCAGACGGCCAAGACAGCAAAGGAUCUCCCCCUCAGGCUAUUUCAGAUUACACCCAAGUACCGCGAUGAGUUUCGCCCGCGCCAUGGCCUCCUCCGCGGACGAGAAUUCGUUAUGAAGGACCUCUAUACCUUCGACAGCAGCAAAGAGUCCGCUCUAGAAACCUACGAUAACGUUCGUCUGGUGUAUUCGCAGAUAUUUGAGGAGAUGAAACUCCCAGUGUUAGCAGCCAAGGCCAGCUCAGGUAACAUGGGAGGUAAUCUCAGCCACGAAUACCAUCUUCCCACGCCACUUGGAGAAGACCAUGUUAUCAGUUGUGAUAGCUGUAACUAUGUUGCUAACGAGGAGGUGGCUGAAUCAGUACUUUCUGACCAGGUUGUCAGUGACACGACCUUCCGCGUCUGGCGAGGCAUCACCAAGGACCGAACCAAAUUGGUCAACGUCUGGUACCCCAAGCAAACACAACCCCUUGGUGGGGGUGCGUUGAGAGAGUAUACGGACCUCGACAUAAACAUUGCGGAGGUGAAAUCCAUAAUCCCUGACCUGGAUGCCGGUGUUGAGGAUGCGCUGCCGCUGUGGUCGACGGCGGCAGCUGCGGGUGGGACAGCUGUGGAGCUCGUGAACAUUGUUGACUGCCGGCUUCCGCUGUCCUUCUCUGAGAGCCUGGUGGGAACUAAGCCAACCAUCCCAAGUUGGCCCAAAAAUUUGACGCCACGCAACCAAGUGCCAGUGUCGGUUUCAGUUCAAAACACCAACCAAUGGAACAAAGACAGACCACUCAAUCUCAUUCGGAUCCAGACAGGCGACAAGUGCCCUUCGUGCGCAUCCGGACAUCUAAAGGCAGAGAAGGCAAUGGAGUUAGGACACACAUUUUACCUUGGCACCCGGUACUCAGAAGCCCUGGGAGCUACAAUCUUGGUGCCCAAUGAUGAGAGGAAAGCUGUGCCAAUGCAGAUGGGUUGCUAUGGAAUCGGUAUCUCCCGGAUUCUUGGCGCCGUCGCAGAGCUCCUGAUGGACGAAAAGGGAUUGAAUUGGCCGGUGGCUAUUGCACCCUACUCCUGUGUCAUAGUUAUGGGCGCUGGUGUCGACGAACAGGAUGCAGUGGAGGUGUAUCGCCAGAUCAACCAGAUAGGACGAGUUCAGGCCAAAUAUCUGGAUGUCGUGCUGGACGACAGGCAAAAGACUCUACCCUGGAAGUUGAUGGAUGCCGAUUUAGCUGGUUUCCCCAUCAUAGUCACGCUUGGGAGGGAGUGGCUUGCGGCAAAACGCCUCGAGGUACAAUGUCGACGAUUAGGGGUAAAGCAAGCAGUCGGGAUAACCGAGCUACCACAGAUAAUAGCCAAGUUGCACGGAGACUUGUAG